Mizuhopecten yessoensis (Yesso scallop) is the source of this 1665-nucleotide messenger RNA. RefSeq names its product beta-1,3-galactosyl-O-glycosyl-glycoprotein beta-1,6-N-acetylglucosaminyltransferase 4-like. Bases 141 to 1454 code for a protein of 437 amino acids. The transcript has 3 exons. The record is from RefSeq and is a predicted model, not a curated record. Gene Ontology annotation, cellular component: membrane. NCBI's taxonomy places the organism in Eukaryota, Metazoa, Mollusca, Bivalvia, Pectinida, Pectinidae. Gene Ontology annotation, molecular function: acetylglucosaminyltransferase activity.
CGGCUAAAGUUUCAGAUUGUUAACAAACUAACAAAAAUGGAACAUAUUGUACAAGGUGAGAUGCUGUGAACUGCAAUGGUGCUAUAAAUAGGUACUGACCUCCUUCUACCGAUAUGUAAACAGACAUUCGGGAACGCAAAAUGGUGCGAUUGAAAGCUGUAUAUUCCCUGGUGUUUGUAAUGACAGUGUACGUGAUGUACGAGUUCGAUAGAAGAACAAUCUCAGACUCCUUGGCAAUUCCACAGUACUUCAGUCCCAUAGGUAUAUCGCAAAAGAUCGACAGAAUACAAAGAACGACAUCUGUUCAAAAGCCAAAUCGACUGGUACAGGUAGUAGACUGUGUUAAAAUUAUAGAAGGCGAUGAAAUGGAAAUUGAUAAAGCCAAGCACAUUACUCAACAAGAUCUUGGAAUUAUACCCGAACAGACAUAUAUCGAAUUUACCAAGGAUUGUGACACAUUCAAACAAAUGAGAGGUUACCCGGGGGAGGAGAUGGUAUCGGAGACAGAAAGGGCAUUCCCUAUCGCUUUCAGCAUUCUCCUUUACAAGGAAGUCGAACAAGCCGAGAGGCUGCUCCGCGCCAUCUAUCGACCACAUAACGUUUACUGCCUUCACGUGGACCUUAGUGCCUAUCCCAUCGUUCACCGGGCUGUUACGUCACUUGCCAAAUGUUUUGAUAAUGUGUUCAUAAGCUCAAAAUUGGAGGAUGUGAUAUAUUCCGGUAUGACUAGAGUGAUGGCUGAUUUAAACUGUAUGGCAGACUUGAUAAAAUCGCCUGUGUCAUGGAAAUAUUUCAUCAAUACUCCUAGUCAACAGUUUCCGUUACAGACAAAUUUAGAGUUAGUUAAAAUAUUAACAAUUUAUAAUGGUUUCAAUGACAUCGAAGGCAUCACCCAGCCUAAUCGAAUGAUGAUGAGCAGAAUAACAAACAAGCAUGUAGUUAGAAACGGUAGGAUGGUGAUGACGGCUGCAAAAAUGGAUAAACCACCUCAUAAUAUAUCUAUCGUCAAGGGUAGUGCUUACGGGGUGUUUAGCAGGCAAUUCGUUGAAUUUAUACUUCAUAACCAAGUAUCAACGGACCUUCUUAUCUAUCUUAAUGACGUUAAUAGUCCUGACGAGUAUUACUGGGCCACGUUAAACCAUGAUCGGGUAAUCGGGGCACCUGGAGGUUACACAGGUGAUCCAAACAAAAAACCUUUUCUGGCAACAUAUGCAAACUGGGGAAGAGGUUGUCAUGGCAAGCAUGUCCGGGGUAUUUGCAUAUACGGUUUAGGUGAUCUCACGGAGUUGGUAUCGCGCCAGGAGAUGUUCGCCAAUAAGUUUCACUAUGAUUACCAGCCUAUAGCUCUGAGCUGUUUGGAAGAGUGGCAUUUAAAUAAAACAUUUGCUUCCCUUCCAUUUAAAUCGUAUUACUACAGACAGUUACCUUUCCUUACUGGCCAUUCCAUAAAAUAACGGAAAUUGUAUUGUCAUUAAAAUUAAAUACUAAAGACAUCUGAUUUUGUUGAAGAAUACAAAUAUGUGCAUGACGAAAAGAAGGAUGCACUCAAAUAAUUGCUGUAGAUCAGUAACAGGUUUGAGGAAAGAAUAAGCCUGUUGAACCCCACUGUAUGAUAGUAAAAGGCAACUAAUGUGUCUCUCCCUGUUGAACCCCAAUGUCUCUCCC